Molecule: messenger RNA, 2448 nt
Organism: Alternaria rosae
Lineage: Eukaryota; Fungi; Ascomycota; Dothideomycetes; Pleosporales; Pleosporaceae
Exons: 2
Coding region: 1-2448 (815 amino acids)
Source: RefSeq, a predicted model, not a curated record
AUGUCUCGUUCUCCACGCACUCCUAUGCGUUCGCCUGCUUUUCCCGACAUUCCAAUCUAUCUGGAUACGGGUGAUGAACGCAUGACAGCAAAGACAUAUGGCACAACACCUACGACCCCAACCACACCGGACAUCAUCCCUCCUCAACGCCCGACGCACCUGAGCCCGUCACAUAUCAACGCGCCACCCAUCAGCCCGGUUGAGCCAAGCCCUACAACCACUAUCGAGACUUCUAGUUGCCGGUCAGUCAUCUGGCCCAUUCCAGAGCCACCACCAGAGGUGCAGUAUCAGCAGGACUCUCGUCGACCAACCCUUCGGUUCUUCCCGACUCAACGCCCUCGAGUCCGUCUUGACACCGUUCAUUCCCUACAGAUUCCUUCCAUCAACGAGAAGACCCCGAUCAGCUACUACCAUCCGGGGCUCGGUAUCGUCAACGGCCCUCCUAAGCCCCCAUCUAUCGAGAUCUCUCCACCCAUCAACGAGAAGUCCGACCCUGAGGCCAACAUCGCACAACGUAUCGAGGAGACCUUGUGGAGAUACAGCGCAUCUGGUAACAUCUUGAAAAGGUGGUUGCUAGAAGUACUCAGCUGGCUCUUCAGUGCGAUUUGCAUGGCUGCGGUGAUUGGGGUACUAGCCAGACUCAAGGAUGAACCGCUGACCAAGUGGGUCCUGGCCGAGAAGACUGGGCUGACACUGAACGCAUACAUUUCCAUACUCUCAAAGAUGGCGGGUGCUGCUCUCAUCCUCCCCGUAUCGGAAGCCCUUGGCCAACUCAAAUGGAGUUGGUUCCUCGAACACUCCAAGCAGAUGUGGGAUUUUGAGAUCUUCGAUAAUGCUUCACGAGGUCCAUGGGGCUCUCUUCUUCUACUCAUUCGGACUAAGGGCAGAGCACUAGCAGCGCUUGGAGCUAUGAUUAUGCUGUGUUCUUUAGCACUCGAUCCUUUCUUCCAACAGGUAGUCGACUUUCCAGAUCGAUGGGCACUGCAAAGCACAUCAAGCACAAUUCCAAGGGUUAUAGACUACCAACCGCCUUAUAUUCCGGCAUAUAUGGGUGGAGACGAGAUUACUUCCGAAGACAGAGCGCUGGCAGCUGUAGCUCGGGAGUUCUUUUAUAACAACGGCACUCAGCCUGUCCCUUUUGGCAAUGGCACAAGGCCCGACAUACCUCUCUCUUGUCCAACCAGUAACUGCACCUGGCCUGAAUAUGAGACUAUGGCUGUUUGCAGUAGUUGCGAAGAUGUUACAAGUUUGCUGGAUCUGACAUACGUUUGUAUGGACACAACUAUUGACUGGAGCGUGAACUGGACAGGACCUCUUGACGACAUGCCGUACCCAAAUGGUACGGUCUGCGGAUACUUCCUCAAUGCCACAAGCGAAGCACCCGUCUUGUUGUCAGGAUACAGCGUUCAGAACGAUAGUUCUAGCGAUCCCGGAGAGGCGCUCAUCGUGCGGGCAGUGCCACUUACCGAUUUCGACACCAAGCUGCCGUUCUACGGCGACGGAUCGAUCGUGUUCAAGGACAUCCGCAACCCAAUUCUGGAUGCGCUCAUUGCCUCUGCUGUAGGUGGGCCCGAGAGUGUUUAUGCAAAUAAGACUCCAAUCAUCCACGAAUGCAUCCUCUCAUGGUGUGUGCAGAGCAUCAAGUCUUCGUACGACUGGGGUCGAUACAGCGAGAACAUCACAUCAACCUACCUCAACAACGCCCCCGGACCCAUAACAUGGCCUUGGGAAACCUUCGAAGCAGACACUGGGACAUUCAUGCUAUAUGCGCAGAAUAUCACCAUUGAACCACCAACGUCAAGGAUGGCUCACUCCAACACCACAGUGUUGAACACAACGUAUUCUCUCAACAACAUCACUGCAGCCAACACAAUGAACUUCUUCGAUGACUUCUUUCCUUCGUACUACACCGCCGCCAACAUCUCGGCAAGACCAAGACUACGAUACAAGAAUUAUUACGAUGGGCCCACUAGCCAGGAGCUUUUCUUUAACCCAUGGGAAGCUCCUAACAACCUGACUCGUCAUAUGGAGAGGCUCGCGACAGCUAUGAGCAACGUUAUGAGGUCGUCCGCCAGCCGUAACAUGGUUUUCGGCGCAGCGUACAGCCAAGAGAACUACGUGUCGGUUCGUUGGGAAUGGCUCACUCUCCCACUUGGUCUUCUUUGCAUCUCUUUCAUUUUUCUGGCCGCUACAGUACUUAAGUCUGCCGUCGAGCGGGAUCGAGUCGGGGUGUGGAAGACGUCAGCAUACGCGACUCUACUUUAUGGCCUACCAGAUGAGAUGCAGCAGAAGAUCACCAGAUCUGGUAGUACUGGAACUCCAAGAGCCAAGGCGAAGGAACUCAAAGUAAAGUUGCAACCCAAUCAUGGCUGGAGAGUCUCUGGAAACUUGUUCUCGCCAUUUGUAACAAAACCUAAGACAAAUCUACCUCCUCCCGGUUGGAUCUAG